AUGAUAUACCCUGUUAUCAAAAUUGAUGUCACAUCUCACAUUGCAGUGAGUACUAAAAGAUAUAGCCUAAUACAACGUACAUCAUAUGCCAUGAAUAUAAGAUCGGGAGACUGUUACAAAUUUUUGAAUGAUUUGUGCUACAUGGGUUAUACACAGAGACUUACUACCAUUUCCAGCGCCGGCUUUAAGGAAAUUCUAAGGCAAAUACUUCAGAUAUUGAAUCAAAAGUCCAUGUAUCAGCAAAUAUUUCUUCAGACUGAACAAUUAUACACAAAAAAUAUACAAUCACCUAUUGAAGGUGAUCAAAUUGACCAGCGCAGUACAUCUUUGCAUGAAUCCUCUGAUAUUUCUCCAAGUCAAAAUCAACACAUGACAUCUGUGGUCGAUGAAAGUAUCAACGUUCUUGCAAUAAAAGAAUACAAUGAUUCUGAUGUAGGUACGUGGCCAAAAGUACUUAAUGCUAGAGAUAUAGAUCGCAUUAUAAUAUGUGGACCCUCACCAGUAUGUCUAAAUAACUUUCCAAAAGAUGAAAAUGGGCGUCAUUUCUCUUCAACUCAUUACGCAAGAAAACUAUCAAACGAAGAAACUAUCAGACAACGGUGGCUAGUUUAUUCUGUAACAAACGACAGUGUCUUUUGCUUUUGUUGUCGACUGAUUGAUUUAAAGUCAACUACUAAUUUGACUACCACUGUGGGUUUCAGAAAUUGGAAACAUUUAAGUGAAGCUCUGAAACUGCAUGAAAAUAGUCCUAACCACAAAAAAGCAUUUACUCAAUGGACUGAAGCUGAAAUCAGGUUUAAAGCUGGAUAA
Molecule: messenger RNA, 810 nt
Organism: Schistocerca piceifrons (Central American locust)
Lineage: Eukaryota; Metazoa; Arthropoda; Insecta; Orthoptera; Acrididae
Product: zinc finger MYM-type protein 5-like
Exons: 2
Coding region: 1-810 (269 amino acids)
Source: RefSeq, a predicted model, not a curated record